Helobdella robusta is the source of this 1551-nucleotide messenger RNA. RefSeq lists its product as hypothetical. NCBI's taxonomy places the organism in Eukaryota, Metazoa, Annelida, Clitellata, Rhynchobdellida, Glossiphoniidae. The transcript has 5 exons. The record is from RefSeq and is a predicted model, not a curated record. Gene Ontology annotation, molecular function: catalytic activity. Bases 1 to 1551 code for a protein of 516 amino acids.
AUGAAAUGUAAUAGGGAAAAGCUACAAAUUUUGGUUGAAACAGAAAAGGCUGCCAGUUUGGAUUUUGGACCAUCAUUGGAAGUUUAUAAAAGUGAAAUGCGAGACAUUACACAUUCCAUGAUGUCAAAAAUGGAGAUUCUUGAAAAAGCCAUAUAUGCACAAAAUGAAGAAUGGUCAGAUUUAAGAAAAAGAAUGGAAAAUAUAUCUAUAACUUCUUUAAAACAGUUGGAAGAUAAUGAGAAAAUAACUAAAAAAACAGUUGAAAAAAGUGAACAAGUGUUAAUGAAAUAUUCAGAAGCUGUAAAAGGGAAGGUUGACACUCUUGCGACUGAUGUUAAAAAGAUGCAAAAAUCCAUUUUAGAUACAACUACCAAAGUAGAUAUUAAUAAUGAUAGGGAAAAAAGAAAAAAUAACAUAAUAUUAUAUAAUUUAGAUGAGAAGGAAAAUAACCCCAGGGUAUGUGUUGGCAAACUGUUGAAAGAGAUUGCUGAUAUAGAUUCUGAGUCAGAAGUGGUUGAUAUAUCCAGGUUGGGUAGAAAAUCAGAGGAGGCCAAACCAAGACCAGUUUUAGUACAACUAGCAAGUAUAACUACCAAGAAUUUGUUGCUUGCAAACUGUUUUAAACUGAGAAACUCAACAUGUUUUAGUAAAGUUAUAAUAAAUCAUGAUCUAUCUAAGGAAGACAGAAUCAGUAAUAAAAAAAUUCUUGAAGAGAAAAAAAGUGAAAUUGCUGCUAAAGAAGAUAUCACAAAGUGGAUUUUCAGGUUAAAAGGCAAACCAGGAGACUUUCAUAGCUUGGAGAUUUCACCAGAUUUGAUAGUUUUGAAUGAAGUAAAUCCAAAAAACUUUAGAAAUUGUAGAGUUUUAUCUGAAAUAAACAUGAAUGUUGUUUCUGAGGUUGCCAUGAAAUCAGAUUUCAAAGAACAUAUUUCUGUUAAACUUGUGAUGUCCAAAAGUAUUUUAAAUAUUGUUUUUAUUUACAGAAGUCCAAAGUCUGAUGAAAAAAACAAUAAAAAUUUGUUAUCUUUGUUAAUUGAGGGUCUUUCAUUAAAUGGUGAUUUCCUAAUGUUGGGUGAUUUUAAUUUUCCUGAAAUUGAUUGGGAGACAUUUAGUUGCAGAGGAAGUGAUGAAAAAAUUGAAAAUGAAUUUUUGAGUAUUCUGAAAGAUAAAUUCUUAAUUCAACAUAUUAACUUUCCAACAAGAUUCAGAGAUGGACAGGCAGCANACAUCCUAGAUCUGGUAAUAUCAGCUAAAGAGUUGGUCUUCUUUAAAUCCGCCACUGAGAAACUAUUUAUUAAUAACAACAACAAACGAAUAAUGUUAAUAUCGCAGUGUGCACUUGCAGCCGAAAGUAGUAAUAUGAGUAUCCAGCAGAAGAAUGAUGUCAAACAGAAUAUUCCGCCAUCUACUUUAAUAAGCGAUUGCGACGACAUCAAGCAUGCCAAAAUGAUUUUCGUGAAACAUAACAGUGCGUGGCCAGAAGGCGUUCCAACCAAUCAGGCCACUGCAGUUUCAUUAAAUUUUCAUGAUGGAAUUGAACAACUUCCAUAA